Molecule: messenger RNA, 1615 nt
Organism: Erinaceus europaeus (western European hedgehog)
Lineage: Eukaryota; Metazoa; Chordata; Mammalia; Eulipotyphla; Erinaceidae
Product: keratin, type I cytoskeletal 27
Exons: 8
Coding region: 57-1442 (461 amino acids)
Biological process (GO): intermediate filament organization; hair follicle morphogenesis
Molecular function (GO): structural molecule activity
Source: RefSeq, a predicted model, not a curated record
UAGGACAUUUGCCGUCAGAGUUCCACUCCAGGACGAAACGUGCCCAUCUGGACACCAUGUCUGUGCGCUUCUCUCCUGCCUCCAGGCGCCUUGGUUCUUGCGGGGGCACAGGCUCCGUCAGGCUCUCUAGUGGAGGAGGAGGAGGCUUUGGGGCUGGAAAUGCAUGUGGUGUGCCAGGCAUUGGAAGCAGCUUCUCUUGUGCUUUUGGGGGCAGCUCAUCUGCAGGAGCCUAUAGUGGGGGUCUAGGCGGGGGGAGUGCUUCCUGUGCUGCUUUCAGCGGGAAUGAGCAUGGCCUCCUUUCUGGCAAUGAGAAAGUGACGAUGCAGAAUCUCAAUGACCGCUUGGCCUCCUACCUGGAAAAUGUGCGAGCUCUAGAGGAAGCCAAUGCUGACCUGGAGCAGAAGAUCAAGGGCUGGUAUGAGAAAUUUGGGCCUGGUUCCUGCCGUGGUCUUGACCAUGAUUACAGCAGAUACUUCCCAAUCAUUGACGACCUUAAGAACCAGAUAAUUUCUGCAACUACAAGCAAUGCCAAUGUGGUUCUUCAAAAUGAUAAUGCAAGACUCACAGCUGAUGACUUCAGGCUAAAGUAUGAAAAUGAGCUGGCCCUUCACCAAAGCGUUGAGACAGAUGUGAGCAGUUUGCGUAGAGUCCUGGAUGAGCUGACCCUGUGCAGAACCGACCUGGAGAUUCAGCUGGAAACCCUGAGCGAGGAGCUGGCUUACCUCAAGAAGAACCACGAGGAGGAAAUGAAGGCUCUGCAGUGCGCUUCGGGAGGCAACGUGAACGUGGAGAUGAACGCAGCGCCCGGGGUGGACCUCACGGUCCUGCUGAACAACAUGCGGGCUGAGUACGAAGACCUGGCGGAGCAGAACCGCAGGGACGCGGAGGCCUGGUUCAAUGAAAAGAGUGCUUCGCUGCAGCAGCAAAUUUCUGAUGAUGCUGGGGCCACCAUCUCAGCCAGGAACGAACUUACUGAGAUGAAACGCACACUUCAAACCCUGGAGAUUGAAUUUCAGUCCCUCUUGGCAAUGAAACACUCUCUGGAGUGCUCCUUGAUCGAGACCGAAGGCAACUACUGUGCACAGCUGGCCCAGAUCCAGGCGCAGAUCGGAGCCCUGGAGGAGCAGCUGCACCAAGUCAGAACAGAGACUGAGGGCCAGAAACUGGAGUAUGAGCAGCUGCUGGACAUCAAGGUCCACCUGGAGAAAGAAAUCGAGACCUACUGCCGCCUGAUAGAUGGCGACGACGGCUCUUGUUUUAAGUCAAAAGUCUAUGGAGGCCCAGGGAAUCAGAUAAAAGAUUCACCUAAGACCACCAUGGUUAAAACAAUUGUUGAAGAAAUAGAUCCCCGGGGCAAAGUGCUCUCAUCCAGAGUCCACACUGUGGAAGAAAAAAUUACUAAAGUCAACAAUGUAAAGAGUGAGCAGAGAGUGCCUUCCUGAACUCAAAAGAAAAGCCCUUAAUUUUAAGACACCAAAUUGAAGCUUGGUUUUUAAAUGAAGGCCCUGUUAUUUUUCUUUUCUUCAGAUGAAUACAAGCUAUUUUUAGAAUAGUAAUAUUUCUUUGGUUUUUCUCUAUGGUGGUGUUUCAAUAAAGGUUCAUUCUGUUGCAAGUA